AACGGUUGCCCUCACUCAACAUGGCGACUGCUUAGCUUCAUCAUAGUGAAGCCAUUUUGCCAGUACUAUCUUUGACCUAUGAACCCCCGAGUGUGGCAGCGCUCCGCCAUAUUGACUGUUGUCUUGACUGGAGAAGAUAGUGAGCAUUUGUGAUACUAGAAGAAUCGAAACCGUGCUUUUAAACACCUCUAAACUAGUGCAACCUUGGCUAAAGGAUAUAUCCGACACCUGCGUGAUGGCGAGGAAGAAGAGCAAACAGCAAGGAGUCGGGAGCAAGGAGCUAGUGCCCGGACAACAGAGCAUACCGAAGAGCCCCGUCUCUCCCGGAGAUACAGCUGGCGGUGGUGGCGGAGAUGCAGGGCUGGAUAGACUGGCGGCCAGGGCGAAUCAGCCAAUGCACACCUGCUGCCUUCUGUGUCACCGUGAGUUUAAGGACUGGGGGGCGAGCUCUGCCAACGGUCUGCCUGGGGGCCACGGGGCGAAGCUAGCUGACGCUGUCCCAGCCCUGUCCCAGGCCCUGCUCCGAGAGGUGCCGGGCCGGAAGCUGUCCGACACCGUGCCUUCGCUGAGCCAGUCUCUACUGGGAGAGGUGCCGCUCUGGAUCUGCCAGAGCUGCCGAAAGAGCGUCGAGGAGGAGGAGAGACGGAGCGCACAGGAAACGCCUGCACCGGUUCCGUUGUCCCACUCGUCGUCGUGUAAGGCUCAGAGUUGUGGUGAAGGUUACCCAGAGCAAAGCUCCGUAGACUGGGACCCGUCUUCCUUCCUCUCAGCCCACAAGCUUUCUGGUCUCUGGAACUCGGCUCACAGCAACGGAGGGAUCCACUGCAACCACAGCACUGCCUCGCACGCACAGCAAGGAACAGGGGGACCAGCGUGUCACGAGAAGCGAGUCUCUCACGAGGCUCCUGGGAAAUCUGCUAAAACGCCUGGGGCCAAGGUGUGCCCCUACAGUCACCCUUCCCAGAAUUCCAGUGGUUCGUCCCCCGGGAACCCGCUCUCUACCUCCGGGGACCUCUGUAAGACCACCCCAAAGCACUUCAAAACCAUGUGCCGACGACCAACUCCGCCUGGCGAAGCAUUCCACCCCAGCGACCACCACCAACACUCAGACCUGUCUGUCCCCCCCAACAGCCCCACUGGCCUCUCCUCCUCCUCCUCCUCCCAGCAUUCCUCUCUCCUGCCCCUCAAGCAGAGCUCCGGAGGGCAGCAGCACGGCCAUGUCACAUCCUCCUCGUCUCCCGGUCUAGCUGCUCACGCUCCCUUCUCCCCGCUGGUACCAAACCUCCACGUCCCCGCGGCAGGGGCCAAGCUGGGGGCCCUGGGUGGCCCUGACUGCCCAACAGGGGCCCUCCAUAAGCCCUUGGCGUGUAAGAACUCGCACAUUCCUCCUGUGAACGGUCAGCACAGCAAACUGGGCCCCUCCCUGAUGGGCUGUAACCACCCAUGCAAUGGCCACAGUGGAGGGGCACUGCCCUCUUCCAACGUGGGACACCUGACCGCUGGGCAACACCUGACCGCUGGGCAACACCUGACCGCUGGGCAACACCUGACCGCUGGGGCAUGCAGGGACCAGGCGUGUAAAGGACAUAAGCUAUCUAACGGGGCGGGGGGGUUGUGUCACCCCCCUUCGGAGCUGGAGGAGGGAGAGGACGAGGACUCUAGUUCGGAGAGGAGCUCCUGUGCUUCCUCCUCAAACAACCAGAAGGAUGGGAAGUACUGUGACUGCUGCUACUGUGAGUUCUUCGGACACAACGCGCCCCCGGCCGCUCCGACCAGCCGUAACUACACAGAGAUCCGUGAGAAGCUCCGGUCCCGUCUGACGCGUCGUAAGGAGGAGUGUCUUCCCCAGAGACGGGACUCUGACCCGUCCGUGUCCACCUCCAUCGACCACCGAGACGUGGACGAGCUGUUGGACUUCAUCAACUCCUCAGAGCACAAACCAGCCAACAGCGCUAAGGCUGCCAAGCGGGCACGUCAUAAACAGAAGAAGAAGGUGAUGUCAAAUUACAUGGAGAAGCAGAGCCAGGCAGGUAGUGGUGAUGGUGAGGGAGCUGGUAGCGACCCCCCCUCAACCCCUCCAGAGCCCAGUGAGGACCCAGACCACUUCAGCCAGGAGGAGGAGGAGGAGGAGGAGGAUGUGGACGGGGAGGACGGUGAAGGCCCGGAGGCUAGUCGGCUGCUGGAGUGGCCCCAGCUGGAACUAGAGAGGGUCAACUCCUUCCUGACUUCUCGGCUAGAGGAGAUCAAGAACACCAUCAAGGACUCUAUCCGGGCCUCGUUCUCCAUGUACGACCUCAACCUGGAUGUGAAUGACUUCCCGAAGAAGGCUGCUACUCUGGAGGGCAACCAUCUUCUCUCCCACCUCAACGGCUCCUCCUGCUCUGACCUGCAGCAGAUAGACCUAGACCUGGCCCCUCUCUCCCUGGGUACCUUCAAGAGCCAUCUGGACCUGGUCAGCGGCUGGGAGGAGGCCCAUCCCCGGGACAACUCCCCCAUCGGACCCAUCUCAACGCCCGCUAGUACUACUGUACCUGGGAUAGGGGGACCAGGGGUUGGUACUGGGGUGAAGGAUGUUCACAGGCUCCACACCACCCCCAGCCUCUCCAAGCUGAUCCGGGUGCGUUCCCCAGAGAGGUGCCCCUCUGCUAGGCCUGAGAAUAAACACCAGGCCCCUGCUUCGAUCCAGACCCAGGCCUCUAUUAAGGUAGCUAAGCCUAAAGAGGAGACCCCAGCGGAGCCCAAGAGCAUUACUAUCCCUACUCCUGGGGCUGGGGUUAAUGCCGGGGCUGGCAAGCUGAAGAAGGGCAAGAAGCAGCAGCAGCAGCAACGGCAGGACCAGCUGCCUCCAGAACAGAACCAGACCAGACCCGGAUCCAAAGCAGCUGCGGAGUCGCAGAAAACUGGUCCCAACAGUUCUGAUGCUGUGGGUUCUAAGGCUGGUUCUGGUUCCAAACCACCACCUCACUCGGCUGAGAGCCAGAGAACCGGGCCAAGGAGGGCAGAGGAGACCAGGCCCACCCGGCAGCAGGCUACCAACGGGACAGUGACUAGCGCGGGUGCUCCCAACACCCAAAGAGGGAAGGGGGAGGAGCAAGAGGCCAAAGGUCACUCUGUCACCUCAGCCAAUCACAACCAAGCCCAGCAGCCCAAGGGGAAGAAUAAGAAGAACAAGAACAAGGGAACCAGCCGCAACAUUGAGGAUGUGUUUCUCCCUAAAGACGUAGACCCAAAAGAAAUGGAUGAGAUUGAUCGUGAGGUGGAAUACUUCAAAAGGUUUUGCCUUGACUCUGCUAAACAGACCCGCCAGAAGGUUGCAGUGAACUGGUCCAACUUUACCCUCAAAUAGGAUCCUUCCAACGCAGCCCAGUAACUGACGGGUUCUAGAAUGCAGAACCCCCCCCCCCUCCCCCAACAUGACUAUGUCCAUCCAACCCCGACGGCCUGAGGCCUUCUCUCAUUCCCACUCUUCCUCCUCCUCCUCCUCCUCUUUUUCCUCACCAAGCCAAGGGACCCUGGUGCAACACCAUUUUCCAUUCGUCAGGUCUGCGAUGCUAUUGGCUGACAGCCAGGGAUCAUUCACGCACGGGCCCGGCUGAGACUCGACUCUCUGCUGUUUCACAACGAGGGAGAUGAGAGGUCCAAGUUGAAACAUGGCCGGGUGUUGGUUCUCCCUCUAUCAGAUCUGAUCUACUGUGUACUUCACUAUGUAGUAUGGAAAACAGUUCCUUUUUACAAUAAAACCUGUUUGUUUUUUUUAAAUUGUAAUUACGGGACAUUUUAACAUUUGUAGAAACCUUCUUGGAUUGUUAUCGGUUGGUUCAAUCUGGUGCUUCUGUUCUCCAACAGGUACUGUCCCAUGAUGAACUUUUACUGUCUUUAGUUUAGGGUAAUCUCCCCCAUCUCUCCCUCAACACACAACGCUCUGUGGACAGCCACUGUUUUAGAUUAUGAAUUGCCUCUAAAUGAUUUUACGUUGAUUUUAAGUUCAGAUCAGAAUAGGUCUUAUGGUAUGGAGGAUGUAAUGUUAAAGCACAUUAUACUGUCAUAGACACCAUGUGAGGGCUGGUUAUCUAUACUGUCAUAGACACCAUGUGAGGGCUGGUUAUCUAUACUGUCAUAGACACCAUGUGUGGGCUGGUUAUCUAUACUGUCAUAGACACCAUGUGAGGGUUGGUUAUCUAUACUGUCAUAGACACCAUGUGUGGGCUGGUUAUCUAUACUGUCAUAGACACCAUGUGUGGGCUGGUUAUCUAUACUGUCAUAGACACCAUGUGUGGGCUGGUUAUCUAUACUGUCAUGGACACCAUGUGUGGGCUGGUUAUACUGUCAUAGACACCAUGUGUGGGCUGGUUAUCUAUACUGUCAUAGACACCAUGUGUGGGCUGGCUAUACUGUCAUAGACACCAUGUGUGGGUUGGUUAUCUAUACUGUCAUAGACACCAUGUGUGGGCUGUUUAUACUGUCAUGGACGCCAUGUGUGGGCUGGUUAUCUAUACUGUCAUAGACACCAUGUGUGGGCUGGUUAUCUAUACUGUCAUAGACACCAUGUGUGGGCUGGUUAUCUAUACUGUCAUAGACACCAUGUGUGGGCUGGUUAUCUAUACUGUCAUAGACACCAUGUGUGGGCUGGUUAUCUCUACUGUCAUAGACGCCAUGUGUGGGCUGGUUAUCUAUACUGUCAUAGACACCAUGUGUGGGCUGGUUAUACUGUCAUAGACACCAUGUGUGGGCUGGUUAUCUAUACUGUCAUAGACACCACCACCAUGUGUGGGCUGGUUAUCUAUACUGUCAUAGACACCAUGUGUGGGCUGGUUAUCUAUACUGUCAUAGACACCAUGUGAGGGCUGGUUAUCUAUACUGUCAUAGACACCACCACCAUGUGUGGGCUGGUUAUCUAUACUGUCAUAGACACCAUGUGUGGGCUGGUUAUCUAUACUGUCAUAGACACCAUGUGUGGGCUGGUUAUCUAUACUGUCAUAGACACCAUGUGUGGGCUGGUUAUCUAUACUGUCAUAGACACCAUGUCUGGGCUGGUUAUCUAUACUGUCAUAGACACCAUGUGUGGGCUGGUUAUCUAUACUGUCAUAGACACCAUGUGUGGGCUGGUUAUCUAUACUGUCAUAGACACCAUGUGUGGGCUGGUUAUCUAUACUGUCAUAGACACCAUGUGAGGGCUGGUUAUCUAUACUGUCAUAGACACCAUGUGUGGGCUGGUUAUCUAUACUGUCAUAGACACCAUGUGUGGGCUGGUUAUCUAUACUGUCAUAGACACCAUGUGUGGGCUGGUUAUCUAUACUGGUAUUGUGCUCUCAUGACUUCAUCGUACUGCUCUGAUUGUGCCAAUCUGUCCCCUCAAUAUGACAUCACAGGCUGAACCAACGCUGUUCAUUAAUUGAAUGGUUUGUUGCGUCAACAUCAAAUCUUGAGUCCAAGGUUGUGCCCUAUUCCCUAUGUAGUGCACUCCUUUAGACUUGGACCCAUAGGGCUAUAGUGAAAAGUAGUGCACUAUAUAGGGAAUAGGGUGCAACUCAAGAGUCCCAUUGAGUAAGUCAUUAUGGUGUAGGUUUAUCAAUGUUCCUCGAACUGUAGGAAUGAACGGUAGUGGAUGACACGGAACAAGAGAUUCAUUACCUCCUUGUACAAUGCUAUUAUUUUGUAUGAAAUUGUGACAAAUGGUUUUGUUUUAACAAAAAAUGAACGUUUGGAAAGUAAUCAACGACACUAAUAUAAACUCGAUUUAUUUUUGUUAUUUUUUUAAUAUAAAUAAAAGAAAUAAAGUAUGUAUCUGGUUACUGUGUUUAACACUUUGAAUGACGUCUUCACAAGAUGUGUUCAAAAUGAAACCAGAUUGAUUUCUCCCCCCUGUAUAUUCUAUAUAAAGUCAUGGUUAUCUUCCGUGGUCAGCCUCCCCGUGUUGUUCAGACAUCGGAGCCACGCUCCAUUCUUCUCUUUAUGCUUCAAAGUUACAUCUUCCCAUUGGUUGUUGAAGUAACUGCUGAUCAGAGCUGAUAUCUCCCCAUUGGUUGUUGAAGUAACUGCUGAUCAGAGCUGAUAUCUCCCCAUUGGUUGUUCAAGUAACUGCUGAUCAGAGCUGAUAUCUCCCAUUGGUUGUUCAAGUAACUGCUGAUCAGAGCUGAUAUCUCCCAUUGGUUGUUCAAGUAACUGCUGAUCAGAGCUGAUAUCUCCCAUUGGUUGUUCAAGUAACUGCUAAUCAGAGCUGAUAUCUCCCCAUUGGUUGUUCAAGUAACUGCUAAUCAGAGCUGAUAUCUCCCAUUGGUUGUUCAAGUAACUGCUGAUCAGAGCUGAUAUCUCCCCAUUGGUUGUUCAAGUAACUGCUGAUCAGAGCUGAUAUCUCCCAUUGGUUGUUCAAGUAACUGCUAAUCAGAGCUGAUAUCUCCCAUUGGUUUUUCAAGUAACUGCUGAUCAGAGCUGAUAUCUCCCCAUUGGUUGUUCAAGUAACUGCUGAUCAGAGCUGAUAUCUCCCCAUUGGUUGUUCAAGUAACUGCUGAUCAGAGCUGAUAUCUCCCAUUGGUUGUUCAAGUAACUGCUAAUCAGAGCUGAUAUCUCCCCAUUGGUUGUUCAAGUAACUGCUAAUCAGAGCUGAUAUCUCCCAUUGGUUGUUCAAGUAACUGCUGAUCAGAGCUGAUAUCUCCCCAUUGGUUGUUCAAGUAACUGCUGAUCAGAGCUGAUAUCUCCCAUUGGUUGUUCAAGUAACUGCUAAUCAGAGCUGAUAUCUCCCCAUUGGUUGUUCAAGUAACUGCUGAUCAGAGCUGAUAUCUCCCAUUGGUUGUUCAAGUAACUGCUGAUCAGAGCUGAUAUCUCCCAUUGGUUGUUCAAGUAACUGCUGAUCAGAGCUGAUAUCUCCCAUUGGUUGUUCAAGUAACUGCUGAUCAGAGCUGAUAUCUCCCCAUUGGUUGUUCAAGUAACUGCUGAUCAGAGCUGAUAUCUCCCCUAUGGUGGUCUGUGAUUAUGGUUCUAUACUGUGGCCAUGUUCUCAAAUGGCACCCUAUUCCCUAUAUAUAGUGCACGACUUGUGACCAGGACCCAUAGGGGUAGUGCACUAUAUAGUGAAUAGGGUGCUAUUUUGGAUGCUGCCCAUAGCUGCCUCAUACUGUUGUUUUGGUCUCUCAACUCCUUCACAUACAGGAUUGUAUUCGUUUAGUUAUCCAACGGAAUAAAACAGACAGGAAGGGACGACUUGUUACAUGUCCAUUUUAAGAACUGUUUUUUAUUUUCAGUUGAAAAAUGUUUUGUACAUAAAAGUGAUUUUAGGGCAUUUUUUAAAACACGUCCGCAAUGAUAACCUUUGUCUCUCGGAGGUUUUGUUGAGGAUUUCAACCAUGGUACAAAAAUUCACAAUCCUCUGUGCCCCUUCUGGGGUCAUUACACCUCAAUAAGAACCUCUCCUUCUGUCUCUCCGUAUCUGAUGAGUGUCCCUUUUUCUGAUCAGGAAACGAUCAAUCGUUUUAAGUGAUGUUACCGAAAGAAGUGGUGCUUCGAUGAUUCCAAGUUAGUCGUCAAAAAAACAUUGUCUGAAGUUUCCGUGAUUUAUGUUUUUUGUUAUUAUUAUUUUUUUUCUUCCAGAAAAUCUGUUUCUGAAAUUUUGUAUCCCAGUUUAUAUUCAACUAGAAGAUAUGAUCUGAAAUGUGUGGAAUGUAAAUGUAUACUAUACCCUACGACAAGUUGGCUUUUCUGUUUUUUUUUGUUUUUUAAUUAUUCACUUUUGAUACUGUGAAAAUCUUUCGUUCAGAAAGAUUAAAACAUUACAGUUUUGACAUAA
Molecule: messenger RNA, 7780 nt
Organism: Salvelinus fontinalis (brook trout)
Lineage: Eukaryota; Metazoa; Chordata; Actinopteri; Salmoniformes; Salmonidae
Product: protein FAM193B-like
Exons: 11
Coding region: 236-3346 (1036 amino acids)
Cellular component (GO): nucleus; cytoplasm
Source: RefSeq, a predicted model, not a curated record